Messenger RNA from Meloidogyne enterolobii, 3673 nucleotides. NCBI's taxonomy places the organism in Eukaryota, Metazoa, Nematoda, Chromadorea, Rhabditida, Meloidogynidae. The record is from the annotation of a GenBank genome assembly.
AAUGAAAUUCUUUUGUAUUCCUUCACUUUUUGCAUGUAAAAAUGGCGUUGUGGAACAAUCAGAUUUUAGCCAACUUAAAUUGGAAAGUGUGCCCAAAGAAAUUAUAAAAAGCAGAAAAUAUAUAGAGGAAUUAUUGCUUAAUGUUAAUUCUAUUGAAGAACUUCCACCGGAUUUAUUUCGUUGCACAAAAAUCCGCAAACUUGAUGUUAGCGAAAAUAAAAUUAAAGUAAUACCUACAGAAAUUGGAAUGUUAUUUUCUUUGGAGGAAUUAAAUUUAAGUAAAAAUGAAAUUGUUGAAAUUCCAGAAGAAAUUGGUUGUUGUCAAAAUCUUGUUUGUUUGGAUAUUAGUACAAAUAUUUUAACUGGUUUUCCAAAAUCAUUUGUGGAUUUAACCAAUUUAGCAAGUCUUAAUUUAUCAAAUAAUUCACUUACACAUUUGCCGGCUGAUAUUGAUCAUCUUGUUAAUUUACAGUUUUUGGACAUUGCCCAAUGUGAAUUGCGUGCUUUGCCCCCCUCAAUUGUUCGUCUACGUCUUUUAAAAGUUUUGGAUCUUUGUGACAAUUAUUUGACAGAUCUUCCCUCAGAAAUGGGAGGUUUAGUUAGUUUGGAAAUGUUGGAUCUUCAUUGCAAUAUGGUCAGUCAUUUACCUGAAAGUCUUUUAAAUUGUGGAGCUUUGCGGUCUCUUGAUAUGAGUGGAAAUCAAUUAAAUGAGUUACCGGCAAAUAUUGGGGAUUUGAAAAAUUUGAUGGAAUUGACUAUUUGCGAAAAUCAAAUUAGACAAUUGCCGAGCUCUAUUGGUCAAUUAAAACGUCUCGAAUCACUCAAAUGCGCAAAAAAUUGUUUGUCAGAAUUGACUCCCUCAAUUUGCUCUUGUGUUCAAUUAACAGAUUUAAUUCUUUGCGAGAAUCGAUUAAAUGAAUUACCAGCAAGUAUUGGGAAUCUUUCUAAAAAUUUACAAGUUCUUGAUUUAAUUGACAAUAAUUUGAAAUAUUUGCCUUAUACAUUAACGGUUCUUUACAAAGCUAAAACUCUAAAUGCUUUGUGGCUUUCAUUUAAUCAACCAUCAUUACCCAAAUUAAGUACUAUAAAUGCUCCGAUUACGAAUGUUAAGGUGCUCACUUGUUAUUUACUUCCUCAACAAGAACAACCACAAAAACAAUCUUCACAACUCAAAACCUCUUCUUGCGUUGGAGGUGCUCGUGUAUGUUUUGCUGGUGAUCGGGCUGAAGAAUUUGAAGAAGAUAAAGUUCCGAUUGGGAAAUUUGAACGUUAUGAUACUCCACACCCAAAACCUUUUGCACCAAAAAAUAGAAAUAGAAAUUCUACUGAACUUUCUGCAGGUGUUACUCUUCCUUUAAGCUCUUCUAGAAGUGAAAAAUCUGAGGCCCAGAACAUUUCUGGAAAUAAAUCAAAUGAUCAGUCAGUUAUCGAGGAAAGUCGUCCACUUCGUUCUGUUCUCAAAAGGCGACCCCAAUCUGUUCUUUCAUUAAUUUCUACUUCUGAAUUAUUGCCUGCAUUAUUGGGAGCAAAUAACAAUUCAACAGAAAAUGGAGAAACGGCAGGAAUGAAAAUUAAAAAAUCUGUUCGGAAAAAUAUUCAAUUGAAGAGAGGAGAUGCAGGAUUUCAAUGGACAAUUGUGGGAGGAUCUGAUUCUCUUCCUUACAAUGGUAAAAACGGUCUUUUCAUUUCUCAACUUGUUCCUGGUGGUGUAGCUGAAAAGGCUGGAUUCCGAGUUGAUGACCAAAUACUUGCUGUUAAUGGCGAUGACAUUCGAGGACUUAGUCAUUCUGAUGUUGUGAAAUUUAUUAAAAAUGCUGGGAAUGUUUUGGAAUUUUUGGUGGAAAGAGAUCAAAUUAUUGAUGAUCAAAUGCAACGCUCAACUUCUUGUCUUGCAACACAACAAGCUUUUCCUGCUUCAAAACCUAAUGAGCGUCACUCUUUUCGUAUUAUUCGUGAUGGGAAUGGUUGUGUUCCUUUCACUGUUUCUGGUAAUGGAAGAUGGCCACAAGACCCGUUCUCUAUUUCGGCAAUUAAAACAAGUAUUGAAUGUCCACUUUUGCCGGGUGAUAGAAUUAUUUCAAUUGAUGGAACAAAUGUUAAAUUUGGCGCUAGAUUAGAUCAGGUCCGAACUCUUUUGACUGGAUUGCCAGGGACAAAUGUAACAGUUGGUAUUGAGAGAGGCAAUUAUUUACCUGACAAUGUCCAAAAUGAUAAUCUUCAAGUUACUCCAUUAACAUGUAGUACAGCUUUUACUGAAUUGAGUCUUUCACGUUCUUUACCAUCUUUGUGUAUUGUAACUAAUGAAUUGGCUAAUCAACAACAAAAUCAAAAGAAACCAAUAAUUAAUGGUGUUUCUUCUGUCCCUCCUCAAAAUAAAAAUAUUUCUCAACUUCAACAACAACACCAUUUCAAUCGCCAUUCAAGUCUUCGAUCCAACCCAACAACGGCAUUUUCUGCAACUAGACCACCUCUUCCACUUCCUCGACAUCAUCGUUCACUAAGCAAUUUGGCAGAAAUUGAAGGAGGAAAUAAAAUAACUCCCGAAAUGUUACGUUCUUCAACACCAAUAGAAUACCCACCUGGAGAAGAACCAAAAAUAUUUAGUCAAAAUAAUUUUGUUAAUAAUAAUAAUGAAAAUAAACAACAAACGUUAUCCACCCAAAUAAAAUCAAAUAAUGCUGUUAAUCAACAAUCAAAGCCAACAAAUUUUUCAAGUAUUUUGCCUCCUUCACCGGCAAAAAUUUUAUCUUCCCCUUCCAAUAAUCGAAAUACUUCUUUUUCUCCAACACAAAAAGCAACGAAUUAUAUAAACAAUAAUGGAUUUUCUACAAAACCUUCAAAAAUAGAAAAACCUUUGGCUACUUCAACGCCUAUUCCACCACAAGAAAUUAUUUCAAAUUUAUCACAAAACAACAAGUCUUCACACAUCCCAAAACCAACGACAAAUAGCAUUCCUCCAGUAAUUGAUGUUGGAAAUAGUAAAAUUCCUCCCCCAAUUGCUCCAAAACCUAAGGUGACACAUGAUUCAUCAAUAAAUUCAACAAAAUCAACAAAUAUUCCUUCAAUUGAACAGAAUAAUUCAAAGCAGUCGUCCGGGCCGUCAUUCAGUUCCAAACUGAAGUUAUUCGAGCAUUUGCAGACGACCAAUAAUUCUGUUUCAACAAAUGUUGGAAAUGUUACAACAAUUCCACAACGUCCUUCAGGAAUUCCGUUAAAGAAGCCUUUAGUUAAUCCUCAAGAAAUGGAAAGACUUCGAGAAACAUCUUUUGGGUCUCUAAAUAAUAAAAAAGUUUUGGGAAAUGAUUUUUCUUUACAAGAAGAGGAUGAAGAAGAGGAACAUUUAAAUUCUGUUGAACAGCUAGACUCUUUACUUAAUGAUAGUCGAUCUGACCAGCCUUCAAUAAUUCGAACAAAGAAAGCUGAAAUUAGAGCUGAAAGGGAUAGAAUUGCUUCAUCUCCAUUAAUGGCAAAUGGCACUACUGAUCAGCAACGAAGUGAUACCCCUCAAUCUAGAGCAAGUUCUUCACUUAGCCAAAGAGCUGCAGAAAUUGAAAAACGCAGAGAAUGGAGACAAGCCAGACUUCAAAGCAUGGAUGUUGAAUCUAGACGUACGGGAGAUUUGGUAAAAAUAAUUGCUAAUGCCACAACGACAGAAGCGUCAGCUUCAACAUAA